Molecule: messenger RNA, 2767 nt
Organism: Saccostrea echinata
Lineage: Eukaryota; Metazoa; Mollusca; Bivalvia; Ostreida; Ostreidae
Product: putative transcription factor p65 homolog
Exons: 12
Coding region: 127-1992 (621 amino acids)
Biological process (GO): innate immune response; inflammatory response; regulation of transcription by RNA polymerase II
Cellular component (GO): cytoplasm; nucleus
Molecular function (GO): DNA-binding transcription factor activity; DNA binding
Source: RefSeq, a predicted model, not a curated record
CACGGUUUUCUACGAAGACUAAAUUUAGCACCAUUACGUCUUGGAAUUUCACAUACUGAAUUUACCGUUUGGAAAGUCCAAGUCCUGAAAUAUACUAGAGCGUGCAUAACUCAAAGUAUUUACGAUAUGGCCGAGAUCAACUUUGGUUUGGAGAACCCCAUGGGUUUGGGGAGUAAUGAUUUGAGUCGGCUUCUAAUGGAUGGUACCACAGAACUACUGACUAUGGAUCCUAGUGACAGUGAUCUUGUGCAGCAACUUAUUGCCACCCAGAGCCAACAGGAACCCUUCAUGCAGACAGGGACACCCAUGACCCUCAAUCAGACACAACCUCAAAAGACGCCCAAACAGGCAGGCGGCAGAACUUCCCACAAUAAAACGCCAGACGGAAUAUACGUGGAAAUCACAGAGCAACCUAAGCAGAGGGGACUUCGGUUCCGUUAUGAGUGUGAGGGUCGAUCAGCAGGCAGCAUUCCGGGGGAGAACAGUACCUCAGAGAAAAAGACAUUUCCAACCAUCAAGAUACAUAAUUACAAUGGCACAGCUGUGAUUGUGGUGUCUUGUGUCACCAAAGACCAGCCCUAUGAACCCCACCCCCACAACCUUGUGGGGAGGGACUGCAAACGAGGAGUGUGCACCUUAAAGGUCAAGGACACCAAUGUGAUCAGUUUUCCACACUUAGGUAUUCAGUGUGCCAAGAAAAAGGACGUAGAAAAUAACUUGAAACAGAGAAAGGAAAUCAACGUGGAUCCAUUUCAGAGUGGCUUUAGACACUUAAACAAAGUCAACAGUAUAGAUCUGAAUGUGGUCCGACUCUGUUUCCAAGUUUUCCUGCCUGACGAGAGCGGAAAAAUCACCCGCAUCGUUCCUCCCGUUGUAUCUCACUGCAUUCAUGAUAAAAAAUCUCUAAACGAGUUGAUCAUCUGUCGAGUCGACCGAUCGUCAGGGAAAGCUAAAGGAGGAGAUGAAGUCUUUCUGCUCUGUGAAAAAAUCAACAGAGAUGAUAUUGUUGUGAGGUUUUAUGAGGAGACUGAGUUUGGUGAAUGUCUUUGGGAAGAUUUUGCUGACUUCAGUACAAAUGACAUCCACAGACAGUAUGCCAUUGUGUUCCGUACUCCACCUUACAAAGAUACAAUGAUCACAAGACCAAAGGAAGUCAAGAUGCAACUCAAACGCAACAAUGAACCAGAAACCAGUGAUCCCAUCCCAUUCAUUUACAUGCCUGAAGAUCCAGAUCCUGACAGAAUUAUGGAGAAGAGAAAGAGGAAGGCUGAUCAGCUCAAGAACUGGGGCUUUGAUGUAAAUGUGUCUGGAGAUGACCUUAAACAGAGACUCAAAUUGAAGGCGACAAAGUCUAGGAUCAAACAAGAAGCUCCCGAGGUGCCGGGUUACAGCAUGGAGAAUAUUUUGGGCGGAGGUGCUCAUCAGAUGACAGCAACAUCCAGUGUCACGACAACUCUUACCAAGGAUGGCACCUCCCUCAACGUCCGAACUCUGGACAACACAACAAUGGGCAGCGUGACCAUAACUCCCACGGACAGCGUCCGACAACAGCUUGCUAACCUUCCUGAUGACGUCCAAAACAAGUUGCUUCAAAUUAUUGCAAAUCGCAAACUCCAGGAGGAGGCCACUAACAGAAUGAACCAGAGCACAAUAGACACAAAAGAGACCAGCGCAUUUAUUCAGAAUCUUAUUGGUGGGGGUCUACCCAUGCCUCCGACUUCCAACCCCGGCCAAACUCCUGCCCAAAAUAUCCUGCUGCCCGGUGGCCCUGCACUGCAACAGAAUUCUGGUAUGGAACAAGAUAAUGUGGACUUAAUGUUUCAGGCUUAUCUUGGAGACCAGGAACAAAACAUGUCCUUUGACAGCUUUGGUUGUAACAUAGGAAAUGAUAUGAACUUUGACCCUAAUGUGGCAGCUAUGAUUAAUGUGGCAAGCGAUCAAGGGGGCAUGGAUGAAACGAGGGCAGCUGUUCAUUCACUUAAUCAGUCCUGAGACCCCUCGUGAACAGUGUUAGGUAAUUUACUGCUAUGUGUUAAUGCGGGUAGUGAUUGGUUUUCCCUUACAGUAUGACAGAGUAUUUUUGUGUGAAAAUCUGUGUUUGAUGGGGAAAACGUCCAAACAAGAGUGAGAACACCUAACAAAAGCAUUCCCAGCAGGAUUAAAAUACCUAGUCAGCGGGAAAAUUCCUAAAAAUAGGUCAGUAGAUAACGGGGCUUUAAAUAUUCCCUAUACAAGUACAUCUGAGAUGUGUCUGAGCUGGUCCUUCACAGUGGAAGUGGAGAUAUAUAAACCAGGAAGUAGAACCGCCCACUCAGUGCUAGAGGAAGUGAAACUUGACCUGUUGACCCCUCAUUGUUUUAUAUUUAGAUUGUGAAACUGAAAGUAAGGAGAUUAGCCAUAUCUUUAAAUAGAUAUUGGGUGUGUGGGAGUUUUAUAUAUAAAUAUAUAGUUGGAAUGAGAUGUGAGAGAAGAUUGGAAAGUACCUAAAUCUAUUUUAAUUUACUACAAGUAUACAUACAGUGCUCAUAAUAAUUCAUAGUGCUCAUAAUGAAAUGUGAAGAAUAUAUAUAUAUAUAUAUGUUAAUAAAAUUCCUGUAAAUAAUUCCUCCUAGUGCUCCUAUAACACAUGAUUGUGACAUGGUUUGGUUGUCUGUAUAUUGUUUUAUGAUGACAUUUUUUGUAAAUAUUUACAUUUUUUCAAUUGCAUUUGUUUUUUUUUUAAGUGUAACUACAGCUUCAUGUAAAUAAAAUUAUAAACAAUUUACAA